Messenger RNA from Fusarium subglutinans, 1893 nucleotides. RefSeq names its product sphingomyelin phosphodiesterase. Lineage: Eukaryota; Fungi; Ascomycota; Sordariomycetes; Hypocreales; Nectriaceae. The record is from RefSeq and is a predicted model, not a curated record. The transcript has 5 exons. The coding region runs from base 1 to 1893 and encodes 630 amino acids. Gene Ontology annotation, molecular function: hydrolase activity.
AUGCGAUUACCAACAACUCUCCUACCCUGUCUCGGAGUCAUAGCAGCGGUUAUCGGAACUGACGGACAGGCUGUCGUGCCUGAAGGUCUCAAUGAAAACCAAAAGACUUUGUACACAAAUGACUGGGCAGAUCGAGUAUGGAAACAGAUACAAGGUGUAUCGUCUUGUUCGGGAUGUCAGGGCCUUUUAUUGACUUUCAAGAGCCUCGCGAAUCUGGGUGAUCGACACUUUGUCAACACCCUACAGGACGUCGAGGAUGCAGAUGUUUGUGAUGGAACCAUCGAGCUUCAAGGGCCUAUUAUAGCCGAGGCGUUGAGAAACGUUGCCAUCGGCUCAAAGACUUCGCAGCAUUUUUGCGUAACAUUUCUAGGUCUCUGCCGCUAUCCUGCUAUAGACGAAUGGGAAGUCCCUGUGCCUCCUGAUCACUUGCGCCGAAAGCGUCCAGUCUCGAGCGGAAGAGACCCUAUCAAAGUUGUUCACUAUUCCGAUAUACAUGUUGACCAGCUCUACACUGAAGGGUCGAAUUCAGAGUGUGGCAAACCAAUAUGCUGCAGAAGACCUUCCACAGAAGAUGACGAGCCUGGGAGCGCGGUAUCUCCGGCUGGACCAUAUGGGGAGCAUACUUGUGACUCUCCUGCUUCUCUUGAGCUUAGCAUGUAUGAAGCAAUCAAAAAGUUGGUACCCGAUGCCGCUUUCACGAUUUUUACCGGAGACAUUAUCGAUCAUUCAAUCUGGAACACAUCUUGGGACUAUAAUGAGCACCAAAUUAUUCGGUCAUAUGAGCACAUGGAUAGACAUCUCGGUAUAGUCUACGGAACAGCUGGCAACCACGAGUCCCAUCCCACGAAUGCCUACCAGCCUAGUUCUGUUGGCGACGCAUCCUCAUGGAUCUACGACCUUCUCGCAGGGACAUGGUCUCGCUGGAUUGGACAUGAAUCAGCCUCUACAGCAGCAAGAAUCGGUGCUUAUUCAACUAAGUAUCCCCAUGGCAACUUGCGCGUUAUCUCUCUCAACACAAAUCUGUUUUACCGUGGGAAUUUCUGGCUUUUUCAGAGGAAGAUGCUGCGCGAUCCCAGCGGUCAGAUCGAUUGGCUUGUUGAAGAACUCCACGCUGCUGAGAAAGCUGGAGAGCGUGUCUAUAUUAUUGGACAUAUGCCGCUCGGUGACCGGAAUGCAUUUCACGAUCAGUCGAAUUACCUGAACCAGGUAGUGAACCGAUACUCAGCAACCAUCGCAGCCAUGUUCUUUGGUCACACCCACAGAGAUCAUUUUCAGAUUACAUACAGUGAUGCUCCGGGAAAGACCUUUAACAAUGCUCUAAUAACAUCAUAUGUCGGCCCCUCACUCACUCCCAUGUCGGGUAUGCCAUCUUUUCGUGUCUACGAUGUUGAUCCUGUGACGUUUGCUGUCCUCGAUGCAACUACCUACAGCGCCGACAUGACGUCUCCUACAUACCAGACCCAAGGUCCCGUGUGGGAAAAGUAUUAUUCUGCAAAGGAGGCAUAUGGCCCACUCACGAACCCUCCCCUAAUCGACGAUACGGCGGAGCUCACCGCUUCAUUCUGGCACAACGUCACCGAGGUCUUCGAGAAGAAUCAUACAACCUUUGAUGAAUACAUGCUACGUCUCAGCAGAGGCUGGGUACAGCCAGAAUGCACCGGCGAAUGUCGUUCCUCGCAGAUCUGUAUGCUACGAGCGGCACGGAGCCAGGAUGGCUGUGACGUACCAACACUAGGUUUCCCAUACCAUACAAGGAUGCAAAAUGUUGCAGAAAGGGAUGAGUGUGGCAUCUCGGUCUUACAAGCGACUUUUUCGGCCUUGGUGGCCAAGGAGGGGGCCUUGAAGAUUCUGCAAGAGAUUCUGGCAGAUCUGGAUGUGAAGUUACAUGGAUGA